AUGGCGCUGCGGCAGUUGACCUUGGACGAGCUCAACCGAGCCGCCCUCGACCAAUUUGUAUACCAGCCCGUGAGCCGUGAAAUGAUCUCGUUCCUCGCCGACGCCGCUCACAAUGUCAUCACAUGCGAUUCCACCAUGAUGCCGUCGGCCUCUUCCAAGCAUCCUCAACAGCAACAACAUCUUCCUCCCUCUCCCCCGAGGAGUCCCGAAUCGCAACCUGCUCAACCCGCGGACAACACCUUGCCCACCCUCGAAGAGUUCAUCACCCAGCUUGUCGUCUCAUCCAAUGUUCAGGUCCCGACUCUCAUGUCAACCUUGGUUUACCUGACCCGCCUAAAGUCAAAGCUUCAACCCAUGGCCCGUGGCCUGCGAUGCACGACGCACCGCAUCUUCCUCGCCUCGCUCAUCCUAGCUGCCAAGUAUCUCAACGACAGCUCGCCAAAGAACAAGCACUGGGCCAACUACACACACAUCAACACUGACAUGUACAGCUUUGGUUUCAACCGCACCGAGGUCAACUUGAUGGAAAAGCAACUGCUCUUCCUCCUGGAGUGGGAGCUGAGAAUUUCGGAGCAAGACUUGUACCGGGAGCUGGAUUCUUUCCUCGAGCCUCUUCGUGCCCGCAUUGCCGAGAGACACAUCAGGAAGAUGCGCCACCGCGAGGAGAAGAGACGACAGCAGGAGGCCAAUGCUCGCUAUCCCACUCCUCCUGCCUCUCGAGGCCAGUCACGAUGCCGACAUGCCAGCCCCGAGACUGUCCGCUCUGCCAGCGGCGGUUCCAUUACCCCCCCAGGCCUCACUUACAGCAGCUCGGCCAGCUCAUAUGCCUCAUCCAUUACCUCGAGCAGGCAGCAAUCCCGGUCUGCGACUCCACUCGAGUCGAACCCUUCUCCCUACAUGUAUGAGGUUUCGCAGCCGCAGGGCAGCCUCUAUGACUCUCCCAUCCACGUCGUGUUGGAGGCGGACCCUGCCAAGUCGGUACCUGAUCUGGCUGCUUCUGGAAACCGCAUGCUUCCGUACGAAAUCUCUGUUGAGCAAUACCAGCAACUCCAGGAUGGCUCUGCCAAGAAGCGACACAAGCGAGGAAUGUGGGGACGACUACUCGGCGGUGCUGUUGCCGUACGAUAA
Molecule: messenger RNA, 1128 nt
Organism: Metarhizium brunneum ARSEF 3297
Lineage: Eukaryota; Fungi; Ascomycota; Sordariomycetes; Hypocreales; Clavicipitaceae
Gene: PCL9
Product: PHO85 cyclin-9
Biological process (GO): regulation of cyclin-dependent protein serine/threonine kinase activity
Cellular component (GO): cyclin-dependent protein kinase holoenzyme complex; nucleus
Molecular function (GO): cyclin-dependent protein serine/threonine kinase regulator activity; protein kinase binding
Source: RefSeq, a predicted model, not a curated record